Syngnathoides biaculeatus (alligator pipefish) is the source of this 2040-nucleotide messenger RNA. It is a transcript of the gene ctu2, whose product is annotated as cytosolic thiouridylase subunit 2 homolog (S. pombe). The record is from RefSeq and is a predicted model, not a curated record. Gene Ontology annotation, biological process: tRNA wobble position uridine thiolation. Lineage: Eukaryota; Metazoa; Chordata; Actinopteri; Syngnathiformes; Syngnathidae. Gene Ontology annotation, molecular function: tRNA binding; sulfurtransferase activity. Gene Ontology annotation, cellular component: cytosol. The coding region runs from base 273 to 1868 and encodes 531 amino acids. The transcript has 20 exons.
GCCUAUCAACAUGAUUUGGAGCUGGAGGAGGUUCCAAGUGUGUCGAAAUACUGUAUCAAAUGCAAGGAGGCGAUCGCCGUUGUUGUCAUCAGAGCAGGGGACAAACACUGCAGGGGUUGGACCCAAAUGCAGGACUCGGAGGCAGUGACAUGAUGUUGAGGGUGGUUUUAUUCCAGCCAGAUGUCAGACUCAAGAACGCUGGCCCUGACAACGAAGCAAAUACAUAAGAAGAGGCUCGUAUACUCACGCAGGUUAAUGCAGUAUCAAGCACAAUGAACUGCUUCAUUGUGUGUGCCUAUUCACCAGAAAAUGUCAGAUUAUCCAGACCAACUAUAGUGCAUGAUGGAGCACCCAGGAUUUAUUGCCAGUCUGAACCCGUGGAGGGUCAUGGGAGUGCUGUAGCCUAUCCCAGCUGUCAUCAUGUAGAAGGAAGUGGAGAUCCCAACUGGACAUCCCGGAGAAAAGCACACAGACACGGGGAGAACAUGCUAACUCCACAAAGGGACUGUUUUGAGCAAUACUUCCGUCACAAAUUCAGGGCUAUACUGGGAAAAAACAGAGUCAUUUUCCCUGGAGAAAAGGUGCUGCUGGCUGUUUCUGGAGGUCCCUCUUCAUCUACAAUGCUCAGACAAGUUGAAGAGGGAUUGAGUCAGAAUGCUCACAAGAAAUUGAGAUUCACGCCAGGAAUUGUCUACAUUGAUGAGGGCGGUGCUUUGGACCAGUCUCUCGAGGAGAGACAGCAAACAGUGGCAAUUAUGGAAGAUAUAUUGAAAGCCACAGGAUUCCCCUUCUACAUCGUGCCUCUGGAAAAGGUUCUUGACCUCCCGAGUUCCGUUAUAGUGAUGUCUCCUUCCUCAAAUCAACAACCGAGUUCCGACAAAGCAUCUGUGGAUUACUUCAUCUGCAGCAAUACUGGUAGCUCUUUGACAUUAGAGCAGAAGCAUGAAGCUUCAUUGCCUUAUGUUCCAGAGUCCCAAACUCAGUUACUGCAACAGCUCAUUGACUGCUCAAGGACACUGACAGCCAAAGAAGAUAUACUGAGCAUAUUAAGACACCAUCUACUAGUGCACACAGCUCGUUGUGAAGGCUACAAAAAAUUGAUGUUUGGAGACAACUGCACCAGACUGGCUGUCAAACUUUUGAGUAGUAUCUCACUGGGCAGGGGCGCACACCUUGCUCAAGACACGAGUUUCUCUGACUCUCGCUACGGUGAUAUUGUGUCAUUGAGACCAAUGAGGGACUACUCUUCAAAGGAAAUAGCCUACUAUUGCCACAUCUUCAGUGUUCCUUCCGUUGUCACACCAAACCUGCAGACCAAGAAUAAAGAAAAGGCCAGUAUCCAGCGUCUGACAGAGAGCUUUGUCAAUAAGCUGCAAGUUGAUUUUCCAUCUACAGUCAGCACCAUCUACAGAACAAGUGAAAAGCUGCAAACAACUUGGAAAAGUACAUCUGCAAACUCUUGGGACAGAUGUUUGCUCUGUAUGUGUUCUCUGGAUACUGCAGUUGAGAAUGCUUCGGCCUUCCAGGCAACUCGGAUUUCUGAACGCCUCUCCCAGAGCAAAUCUGUAGAUGCUAACAGUGAUUUGUUUCCCAGACAAAACACAGAAUUGGGAAGUCCCUGUGCCCAUUGCUGUUCCAAGAGCACAGAAGAGCAAGACAAAACUGUGGAAGACAAAGGCUGUUGUUCUUGUACCAGGGUUCCAGACACAACUGAUAUGAGUGGCCUGCUGUGUUACAGUUGUCAGUUGACCAUCAAAGACAUGUCAUCAGUUGAAUACCUCCCUCAAUACAUCUUGUCAGAGGCUCAGGUGAAGCAAAGGAGGUCUCACAUGAAAGAGGAGAUCAGUGAUUGUCUGCUGGAUGUUUAAGAUGGGAAGUGUUUUGACAGUACAGAAGUGGAACUAAGUGAUUAACUGCAACAGGAACAACAAUUUGUUUACAAUAGCAAUGUGUUGGUUUCUUCGUCGAAUGCUUGUAAUUUAAAAUGUUCAGUCUAUCAUAAUGAUUCACACUUAAACAGUAAACACAUUUUCAAAGCAA